AUGGUCAAAGCCGUUGCCGUUGUCCGUGGGGACUCCAACGUCAAGGGCACCGUCACCUUUGAGCAAACUUCCGAAUCAUCGCCCACUAGCAUCUCAUGGGACAUUACAGGCCAUGAUGCAAAUGCAGAGCGUGGCAUGCAUAUACAUCAGUUCGGAGACAACACAAACGGAUGCACAAGUGCUGGACCACAUUUCAACCCUUUCGGCAAACAGCAUGGUGCUCCAGAAGACGACGAACGCCAUGUCGGAGACCUAGGCAACUUCAAGACAGAUGGUCAGGGCAAUGCAAAGGGCAGUGUCGAGGACAAGCACAUCAAGCUCAUUGGAGAGCAAAGUGUUCUAGGUCGUACAAUAGUGAUCCAUGCCGGCACAGACGACCUCGGUAAAGGAGGCACCGAAGAAUCCAAGAAGACAGGUAAUGCCGGUCCACGCCCUGCAUGCGGUGUCAUUGGCAUCGCAUCGUAA
Molecule: messenger RNA, 465 nt
Organism: Endocarpon pusillum Z07020
Lineage: Eukaryota; Fungi; Ascomycota; Eurotiomycetes; Verrucariales; Verrucariaceae
Product: Superoxide dismutase
Exons: 5
Coding region: 1-465 (154 amino acids)
Biological process (GO): removal of superoxide radicals
Molecular function (GO): superoxide dismutase activity; copper ion binding
Source: RefSeq, a predicted model, not a curated record